Molecule: messenger RNA, 1605 nt
Organism: Heterotrigona itama
Lineage: Eukaryota; Metazoa; Arthropoda; Insecta; Hymenoptera; Apidae
Source: the annotation of a GenBank genome assembly
AUGCCUGGCGGUGUCGUAUUUUUAGUUUGCAUACCUACGUUCAGCUACGAGCACGAGUUGAUCUUUGGCGUGCCUUUGAAGCGAGCGAAGAAGAGUGAAAAGCCAGGGAAACUGAUGGUUGGGCCAAAAGUCGACGUGAAGCUCAGGCAAACGAGAUCGAGGACCCAGUUGUUGAGGCUGAACGACGACGACGACUUGGAUGAUCUCGACAUCGAGGAUGAUUUGGCUGACAGGCGGUACCUGCGAGGUCGAGGUCGUGGCGUUCCCGGUCAGCGCGACAGAGACCCUGUUUUCGUGUCGAUGGAAACGACAAAGGGAGUCCGAGGAGAGGAAGAACGCCUGGAAGGCGUUCGUAGAAUCCAUACGUUCGAAGCUGACGGUGAAACAGGUCGUCGAUGGUGUCCGCAGUGGCGGUGAUCUUACGUUCGAUUACGUGCUGCUUGUAUUAACCGCGGAAAUUUAAUUCACUUUAACAAGGGUCCGGUGAUGUCGUUAACGUUUGGGACCAUCAUAGCCGACAGGAACCUCCAGUUCAUCGGUCUGAAAAGUUUAUUACUCGGCAUAUUCGUCUCGAUACUUUUCGGCUUCAUUUUCGGCCUCAUCCUGGGCACCACGGACAUGCCCUGGGGUUACAAUGACUGGCCAACCGAUGAAAUGAAGGGCAGAGGGAAUUAUAGAUCCCUCUGGAUGGGCGUAUUAUGGGCUUUGCCAUCAGGCACAGGUGUAGCCGUGGCUUUGCUUCAAGGAAGCAACGGUCCACUGAUCGGAGUCGCAAUAUCGGCCUCAUUGCUACCGCCAGUGGUUAACUGCGGUUUAUUCUGGGCACUCGGAUGUAUAUGGCUAAUCUAUCGACCGAUUAAAAUGCCGCACAUGAAAGGAGAAUCGUACACAGACUACAACACCUCGUACGUCUAUGUGUACACCGAUUACCUGCCGGUUGAAUUUUUCUGCAACGGGAUAAUCAGCGCGUGCCUGACCUUUGUUAACGUUAUGUGCAUCUUUAUCACGGCGAUCAUUGUGUUGAAGAUUAAAGAAGUGGCUGCACCGUACACAUCAACACCGGAACUACGUCGCUUUUGGGAACACGAUAUUCGCUUGGUGCGUGAUAGGAAUAUUUCACGAGAUAACAGCUCCCUGGAUUCGAGCUUCUACGACGGGCUAAGCAAGACAAAACAACGAGUGCUGGAACGAACGUUGAACGAGGCGGUGCGUGAAGCUGUAGAUGAUGAGACAUUCCGUAAGGUGCAAAGAUCGAGUUACGGCCAACGCGGUCCAGAGGAGUUUACAUCGAAGCUCGGACUGCACGCUACCAGCGGACUAAGUAACGCUCGAAACACCGAACAGAAGCAAGACACACCAGUGUCCAGUGGUUUUAAUCCACCGGAAGGUUUGAGUAAUACUGGCCACACGAGCGAAGACUUGGCCGCGCUUGAUCGAAUGAUCACGUAUCUUUUGGGACAAUCAAGUAACGCCAGCUCUGGCCAUUUGGAUUCUUGGCGCCGUUCCCGUAGGGCAAGUGCACAAGGUUACAGGCAAUUGCGCAGCACGGGUACCACUGCAGAAGGAGGCUUGGUUGGCUCUAACAUCGACACAACAACGCUCUAA